AACGUCAGUGUCAAAGUACCCAGAGCGAAUUAAGCUCAAAAUGAGUUAGUUUUGUAAUUUGUUAUUAAAUAAACACCGGUGCUACAUAUAUAAGGAAAACGGAAAUUACCACUGCAGUAUGUUGUCUUUAAUUAGAAGCAGACUACUUUUAGGGAUAAGACCCUUGAAAGAACCAUUUUCACGCAAACUGGUUCAUCAGAAUAGGGUCCAUCGUGUCCCACCUCCAGUUAAAGCGACUAAUACUACGCCACCGAAAAUUUCACCAUUUGGAUGGAUGCUGCUGGCCAUUCCUACUACAACCUUUGGUCUGGGCUGUUGGCAGGUCCAUCGGAAGCAAUGGAAGGAACAACUGAUACGAAACUUGGAGUCACGUAUACACAAGGACGCAGUUCCUUUACCGGAUAAUUUAUCUGAACUAGACGAAAUGGAAUACCAGAAGGUUGUCGUACGUGGAGAGUUCCUGCACGAUCAGGAACUGCAUUUAGGACCUCGCGCACUCAUCCAGGGAGGUGAUUCAAAAACAGCGGGCGGAUUGUUCACUCAAAAAGAAGGAUCAAUCGGUUACUGGGUUAUUACACCGUUUCAGCUGGAAGGCAGGGAUGAUAAAAUAUUGAUUAAUCGUGGGUGGGUUCCCGCAAAACAGCUCAAUCCAGCAACUCGCCAAGCAGGACAAAUAAAAGGAGUCGUCGAGCUGGAAGCGGUUGUUCGCUUACCAGAGACCCGUCCCCAGUUCACUCCAAAGCAGCGCGGAGCAAUUUUUAUGUACAGAGAUGUUCCGAAGAUGGCUCAAAUUUGCAAUACUGAACCAUACUAUUUGGAUGCAGCGGUGUCUACCACCGUGCCGAACGGCCCCAUUGGAGGACAAACGAGGAUAACACUGCGAAAUGAACAUUUAUCUUACAUUUUUACUUGGUUCAGUUUAUCUGGUUUCACCGGUUGGUUAUGGUUUCGACAAAUUGUCCGGGGAAAAGGGUUUUAACUGUCAAGUAGAAUUGUGUCAAGAUUAGUAAAUUUGUUAUGUAUUUAAUUUAUCCACAAAAAAAAACAAGAAUCAAUAAAAAAUAAACUAUCUA
Molecule: messenger RNA, 1073 nt
Organism: Wyeomyia smithii (pitcher-plant mosquito)
Lineage: Eukaryota; Metazoa; Arthropoda; Insecta; Diptera; Culicidae
Gene: Surf1
Product: SURF1-like protein
Exons: 4
Coding region: 119-979 (286 amino acids)
Biological process (GO): mitochondrial respiratory chain complex IV assembly
Cellular component (GO): membrane; mitochondrion
Source: RefSeq, a predicted model, not a curated record